GAUGGCAGCGGCGCCUCCAAGUCUGACUGACAGACUGAGAGACCGUGAGACUGAGAGGCUGAGCUACCGGUUUCCCGUCCUUUACCCCAGACUUUCAGACCUCAACACCUGCCCAGCAGCAUGGAGAACGGCGCGGAGACCACCGGAGACCCGGGGCUGGACACUGCCAUCAGACAGUGGUUGGAGUUUGACCGGAACGCCAAGACAGCAGCCUGCGUUCGAGAGAUGGUGAAGAACGGUGCGAUAGACGAGCUGAAGAAAUGUUUCGGUGCUCGGAUGGAGUUCGGAACAGCGGGACUGAGAGCUGCCAUGGGACCUGGAGUGUCUAGAAUGAACGACCUGACUAUCAUACAGACCACACAGGGUUUCUGUCGGUAUCUAGAGCAGUGUUUCACAGACCUGAAGGAGCGAGGAGUGGUGAUUGGCUUUGAUGCUCGUGAGCACACAGCUAGCGGGGGAAGCAGUAAGCGCUUUGCCUCGCUCGCCGCCGCCGUCCUCACCAGCCGAGGAGUUCCUGUUUACCUCUUCUCUGUCUUUACUCCUACGCCGUAUGUGCCCUUCACUGUGUCUCACCUGGGUCUGUGCGCUGGUAUUAUGGUGACCGCCUCCCAUAACCCCAAACAGGACAAUGGAUACAAGGUCUAUUGGGAGAACGGAGCUCAGAUCAUCCCCCCUCACGAUAAGGGAAUCGCAGCAUCCAUAGAGAAGAAUCUCGAGCCCUGGCCUGAGUCCUGGGACACCACCGCGGCCUCUCAGAGCCCCCUGCUGAAAGACCCCUAUCAGGACAUACACAGAGAAUACCUACAGGCCAUACAACAGCACUGCCUUCAUAGAGAGAUUAACAAGCAAUCAGAGGUGAAGAUCGUACACACCUCAGUUCACGGUGUGGGUCACGUAUUCGUUCAGGCUGCUUUUAAGGCUUUUGACCUUCGAGCUCCGUAUGCAGUCGAGGAGCAGAAAGAUCCUGACCCAGAUUUCCCCACUGUGGAGUACCCCAACCCUGAGGAAGGAGCUGGAGUGCUGAACCUGUCCUUUGCGCUUGCUGACAAAGAAGGAGCGACUGUGGUUUUUGCCAACGACCCUGACGCAGACAGACUGGCCGUAGCUGAGAAGCAGCCGAGUGGUGAGUGGAAGGUGUUCUCUGGUAAUGAACUGGGAGCUUUGCUGGGCUGGUGGGUGUUUCAGUGCUGGAAGCAGCAGCAUGGGGAAAAAAAAGCCGCAGUGAAGGACCUCUACAUGUUGGCCAGCACCGUUUCAUCCAAAAUCCUCCGUGCCAUCGCUCUCAAAGAGGGCUUUCACUUUGAGGAAACUCUGACUGGGUUUAAAUGGAUGGGAAAUAGAGGAAAGCAGCUACUGGAUCAGGGCAAGACUGUGCUGUUUGCAUUUGAGGAGGCCAUUGGCUACAUGUGCAGUCCGGCCGUGCUGGAUAAGGACGGGGUCAGCGCAGCAGCUAUUGCAGGGGAGUUGGUAUCGUACCUGGCAACCAAAAACACCUCCUUGUCUCAGCAACUCAAAUGUAUCUAUGAUGAGUAUGGCUACCACAUCACCAAGAACUCCUACUUCAUCUGCCACGACCAGAACACCAUCAAGCAGCUGUUUGAGCGUCUGAGGAACUACGAGGGGGAGAACUCGUACCCUAAAGAGUGCCGGGGUUUCUCCGUCACCGCAGUCCGAGACCUGACCACGGGCUACGACAGCAACCAGUCCGAUAACAAGGCUAUCCUUCCCACCAGUAAGAGCAGUCAGAUGAUCACCUUUACCUUUGCUAAUGGGGGCGUGGCCACAAUGAGGACCAGCGGCACUGAACCCAAGAUUAAGUACUACACUGAGCUGUGUGCUGCUCCAGGAAACAGUGAUCUGAAUCAGUUGAAGGCUGAGCUGGAUAGUUUGGUUGACGCCAUCGUGGAGAAUUUCUUCCAGCCUGAGAAGAACAACCUCGCCCCUCGUCCGGAUUCAUAGAAUACAAAAGAGCUCAUAUUCAUCAAGUAACAAUCCAGAAUCAGCUUCUACCUCUGAUAUUUACAAAUCCCUUUUUAUUCGUUUCUUUGUUUUAAUGCACCCAAACUCUACUCUGGAAUCUGCUGUUGAGUUGGGUUUUCUGUUUUAAUGAACAGAUGGGUUUGACAUUCCUGCUUUUCUGCAUCACAUUACCAGUCUUUUAAAGUCCCCUCUCAGAUGACCUGCACUAGGGAGACUAAUGAUAAUGACCAUCUUAACAAAUACGUUAAAUUAGCCCACUUACUGCACAACGAGUUCCCUGUUUAAAGAAUACUUCUGUGUUUUUCAGCCUGAUCUUAAUGUGCUUUAUCUGUAGAAUACACUCAGUCUUAUUUUUAAUUUUCUAUUCCCUGUUUCCUCAUUGUGGAUUUUGAUCAGGUUGGUGCCAAAAGGUUCAAAAAAGGGGAAAAGUACAGAACCAAACCAACACUGUAUUAAUCUACACUGUACUGUAGUACACUGCACUGUAUUGUACACGCCUGGUUCUAAACAGUACUAAAAUGUGUCUUUUCCAGCCUGAUGACAAAUUCUAAUUAUAAAUAUGCAUUUUAAAUCUGGACAAUGUUAGCUUUUUAAUAUUAAUUUAAAUUAUGUGUAAAGAGUAAAAAAAAGGGUACAAUGUAAAAGAAUUAAGAGCUACAGACUGUGACGCAAAUCGAUUUUUCUUAAUGUUUGUUUUUCCACUUGAUUUUUAAUAUUUCUUUCUCACUGUCCUUUGCAAACUGGUCAUUCCAAAUUUCCAACAACUACAGUAAAAAAUAUUUUAACCAAACUGAAUUUAAUUCUGGAUUGUGAUUUCAUUGUUAUUUACUUGAAAAUAUCUACAGUAUUUUACAAAAGUAAGUACACCCUUCAGAUUUCAGUAAAUAUUUUAUUAUACUUCAUAAUGGUAGAACACUGAAGAUAUGAAACUUUGAUACAAUUUAAAUAAAGUACCGUAUUUUUCGGACAAUAAGGUGCACUUAAAAUCCUUUAAUUUUCCAAAAAUUAAAGUCUGUGAGUGUAUGAAUUCUACCAGUCAGGUAAUAAGGAGUAGUAAAGCCACUCCACUAAAUCAAAGUGUUAUAAAGGUGAGGUUUUUUUUUAGCGAAGUUUCUCCAGCACUAAGGCUGGGUGCAGCAGCAUUAGCAUUAGCGGCUAACCACAGCGCUAGUUCUUCCACCGUUUAGUGGUGAGGAUAUCUGAAUGUAGUCUGCAUGUUUACGGUGUUAAAACAAGCUACAUGUGACAAACCUUUAGCUAUUUCCUCUCCGUUUCUUCAGGCUGUCUGUUGCUUAGUAGCGAGACCCGCAAUGCAUUUUGGGACACAUUUCGCUCGCUUAGUAAGCAGCAAAGUUUACUAUAAAUCAUGAUGCAUUAUGGGAGUUUUUAGUGCCCUCAAAAUCACGUUCGACCCCCCCCUUAAGAUUCGGACACUCAAAGAAAAAUGGCUGACAUACUCAAUAGUGCCCUAACUAGUAAAUAGGGAGCCAUUUCGGUCACAGCCCAUAUUUAACAAUAUGACACUAACAAGUCACAUGGGCACUUUAUCAAAGUAUGAUAUCUAAAGUGUUCUCCUGUGAAAAGGUAUAAUAAAAAAUUUAUAUAUAAGAUACUGUAUUUUUAUAGAUGGUGCUGGGAGCCAAGGGAAAGACUUUUACUCAUCAGGACUGCAUUGCUCAAACCAUUAAACCACCCUCUCUCUCAAGCCUUGAACUGUCAGUGACCAAUGAAAUUAGUUGUGGGUGUGGCCAUGAAUUGUAAGUUAACAGCAUUUUUAACUUCUAAAAUUGAUUUUGGCUGAAACAUUCAUAUCGGUUAGGCUCUGUUUAAUAAACAUAUGCAGGUGUGCAAUUUAUAAUUAUAACAUCAGAAUAACGUUAUAACGUCAGAAUACCCAGAAUAUCACUAAAAAUAACUUGAUUUUAAGCUAAAAGUACUAAUUCUUGUUUUAACCGAUUUUAAUGAGUCUGACUGGAUCACCUGUUGUCUGUUUUAACCCAGCAAAACAUUAGUUGUUUUCCAAGAAAAGCUGUACAGGACUAGGCUAGUACCGUUACUUGAGCUUGAACGUAUUAGCUAAUAUGUGAGUAAAACAGCGCUACUGAGGAACCUUUAUGAUUAAAAUAUCACUUCUAAAAUUAAAGUAAAUUUGAGUUUUUGGUCUCCGAAAACCUCUGGGAACAUUCCUUUUCGGUAGCCUUUGAUUGUUUUUUUUCCUGAAGGUUUGACUUGACUUUACACUUUUUCGUAUAAAGCUUGGCAUCAGUUUACUACUUUUUCACAAACUGUCUGUUUUCCACAUGAAUUACCAGAUGACUGUCUGACAUUUUUUUGUCUUAAUUUUAAUUACAUAUGACUUGAGGAGCACUGCUGAGGUAAAUGUAUGAUAAAACAGCGCUACUGAGGAUGAUCUAUGAUUAAAAUAGCACUGCUACAGUGAUACAAUUGUUGAUUGUUGGUCCCUAGAACAGAUUUUGGUCCUUAAAACAUUCUGGACACGUAAGUUUUUGAUUGCCCUUUGAUUGGAUCUCCAGGAAUGUUUUUGGUUUGCAAGUAGAUCAUUUUUGUAGUUUUGUUGUGGGUAAUAAUUCUAGUAACGUUAACCUAAAGUUCACAUAACGUUUAAAAACGAUUAAAAUCUCUAGAGAACCAGAUUAGCAGAGUAACUGUUGUUCUACACUUUUCUUUCUAACUGGAUCAUGGGAAAACCUUGCGAGAAUGUUACUAAAGCGUGAGAUAUAAAGCUCUGACUCAGUUUUCUGUCGGUCUGGUGGGGGUGGGACUGGUGACGUCACGGGUCAUGCAUUGUUUAAUAUCGCAAAAUAUAUCGUCAGAAAAAAUUGCACUGUCAAUUUUUUUUUCAAUAUCCUGCAGCCCUAUUUGCCAUUUACCAAAAGACUCGUACAUUUCUCUGUUUAAAUUUUAUUAGGUAAAUGUAUGAGUAAAACAGCGCCACUGAGGAACAUUUCUGAAUAAAAUAUCACUGAUAAAGUGAUGCAAUUGUUGGUUCACAGAAUGUUCAGAAAAUAUUUUUUUUUGUUUGUUCCCUAAAACAUCCUGACAGACUUAUCUCUACACGUCGCCGAUCAUGCUUGCUAACAGUUUAUCAGUUCACUACUCUUUCACAAACGGUUUGUUUUCCAGUAGUACGAGCCAGAGUAGUACGAGCUGUACAGGGCUAGGAUAGUACUGUUAGCUGAGCUAACUUAGCCUUAACCUUUGUUUAUUUAUCAAAAGACUGUCUGCUUGUUCUCUGUGUGAAUUCUUCUUAAAAUAGAACAUGUUUUUUACGUUAAUAAACGGUUCCCUAAAAACUACACUGGGGGAACCAGAAUCUAACGUUAUGGGAAAGUUCUGUGUUAGCCGAUAACUUGCCUAAAGAAUAAAACGGACUACUUUACCACUGUGCUGUAACUGUGCACCAGUUUAUUUUAGCACCAGCCAGACUCUGUGUUGUUUAAUGACUCUAGUUCUGUGUUAAAUGUACAGGUAUACUUCUGUUUGCCAAAUAGUUACAGAGCAUACUGGCCUCCAUAUUGAUGAUGAUGAUGAGGCCCUACUGUGAUGCUUUUAAUGGAGAUUACUGUUUACUUUGCCUUAAUAAACAGCAACAUGCAGUAAGA
This is a messenger RNA of Astyanax mexicanus (Mexican tetra), 5603 nucleotides long. It is a transcript of the gene pgm2, whose product is annotated as phosphoglucomutase 2. The record is from RefSeq and is a predicted model, not a curated record. Bases 121 to 1959 code for a protein of 612 amino acids. NCBI's taxonomy places the organism in Eukaryota, Metazoa, Chordata, Actinopteri, Characiformes, Acestrorhamphidae. Gene Ontology annotation, biological process: carbohydrate metabolic process; purine ribonucleoside salvage. The transcript has 13 exons. Gene Ontology annotation, molecular function: phosphopentomutase activity; magnesium ion binding.